AACUAUUAGAAAAAAUAGUUUACUAUUGUUCGAACAAUAAUGAUCCAUUACUUCAGUUUUAAUGAAAUUCGAAUCUGGAUUUCCCUAUUAAUUAUUGAAAUUAAUCUAUCAUCAAUAUUACCAGUGUCAUCGGAAUUAGUUUCAAUUCAAAAACAAGAUCCAAAUGAAUCGGAUAAAGAUUCCUACGCGUAUUUCAAUAGUCUUUACGCAUUCCGAACCAACGAAGAAGGUUUAAAUAGGGAUUUCAAUUGUUCUGGUCGUUGUGAUUUGCUCGAUGAUGAGUUUAUUUAUAAUUAUGACAGUAGAUGUGAUGGGAUUGUUCAUGAGUGCUGGCUUAUGCAACAUACUAAAGAACGAUUAGAUGCAGUAGAAAAUUACAAACAGGUACGUAGUAAGAAUAUUGGUGUAUUAAACGAUCCGAUAGGGGGAGAUCCUUUUUUUGUUGAUGCAGCACGUAAAAAUUUGGAGGAAGCAAGAUGGUUAGUGGAUCAUACUGGAAGCGAUUGUGGAUGUUUAUGUGAACGUAAAGCUAAUUCAUAUCAUAAUUUUCAUGGUCCAUUACUCGACUCAAUUUGUUUUGAUCAUGUCGAAGUAGAUAACGGAUAUGUGGCAACAGGGGUCAGAUUUAAAAGAUAUGAGAACAGAAUACAUCUUGAACUUCAACAAGGAAUACUAGCAAACGGACGAAUUGAUCCAGGUACCGUAACAUGGAAAAAAAUCGAGUAAAUGUAAUAAUGCGAAACCAGUAGUCUAUGGCUUCAAAAAUAGUUCUUACGAAGGCUUAAAAUUUGUAUUGGAAGAUAUGAUUCUUCCACAGAAACAAGUCGUUGCUGGCGUAGAAGUUGGGAAUAAAUUACUAGGACAAUACAUAACUGAUGAUGGUAAUUUGGAUAAUAUGAAAAUACUUGUUCCAACUCAAUGUUAUGAAAGAACUCGCGAUUUGGUGCAUGGUUACUCCCGACUUCUGCCCCCUAUAAAUUUUCUCGGAAAACAUUUUACAUCUAGUUCAUCAUGCAAAGAUCAUUUGUUAUUUGGUGGAACAUCAUAUGAUUCUGAUUUCAUUCAACAUAUUGUUCCGUAUAUUGAUUUACAAGAAAUAGUUACUGAUCCACCUGAACCGAUUCACGGAAUCGGUUGGUACUACAGAGGUUAUCCUGAAUCCGGAGGAUUUUUGGCUUUGAGAAUUUGGAAAUGAGAAUAAUUAAUCAUUGCUCAACUUACAUUGAACAAUAAAUGUUGAUGUUGAAGAAUUAUAAAUACCUGUUAUAGUUUCUAAGUCAAUAAAAUAUUGUCAGUCGGAAGUUUCCAAGCAAAUAUAAUAUAGAUGAACUAAAAGAUACAGCAAUCAUAUUGUUGUGAAUUGAGUAUUGUAGAAAAAAUCAAACCUACUCGUUUUUGGGACAAUAGAAAAUUUCGUAAAAAUAUAGUGUAAAAUUAAUUCGACUUUCUUCACCCUAUUUUUAAAAAAAAAUUAUCAAAUGAAAACUCGUGUGUUUCUGUAUUGUUAUCUUAGAAUAUAUUAUCGAAUUUUAUAAUUAAAUUGACAAUGACUCAUCACUUUGAUUCGGAUGGAAUUUCAAUUGGGAUUUUUCUACUAAUUAUUCAAAUCAGCAUAUCAUUAGUAUCAUCGCAAUUAGUUGUAAUUCAGAAAGGAGAUCCAAAAAACUGGGGCAAAGGCUCAUUCACGUAUUUUAAUAGAAUUUACGCAUUUGCUACAAUGGAAAACUCAUUGCAUCACGAUGGAUAUUGUACUGGUGAUUGCAGUAGCUUCGAUGAUAAUUUCAGGUAUGGUGAAACCGAUUUAUGCCGUGGAAUUGUUCAUAAAUGCUGGGUCCAUUUAGAAUCUCAAGAACGAAGGAAAGCAGUGGAAGACUUUGUUGAUACUAUCAAUGAUAGGGGAAAAUGGAAAGGAUAUUCAAACAGAAGUGAAAUAAUUGCAGAUCUGGAAUAUAAAUUGGAUCAUACUGGAAAUGUUUGCGCAUGUUUAUGUGAACGAAAUUCUUCAGCUAGUUAUAACUUUCGCGGCAAAUUACUUGACUCUAUUUGUUAUGAUCCAAUUUCAGUAGAUCUCGGAUAUGUGGCGACAGGAGUCAGAUUCAAAAGAUAUGAGAACCGAAUUCAUCUUGAACUCCGACAAGGAAUACUAGCAAAUGGACGAAUUAAUCCAAGCACCGUAAGAUGGAAAAAAACGAGUAAAUGUAAUAAUGCGAAACCAGUAGUUUAUAAUUUCAGAGGUACUCUUUACAAAGGUUUAAAAUUUGUAUUGCAAGAUAUGAUUUUACCAUACAAAGCAGUUGUUACAGGAGUAACUAUUGGAAGAUCAAUACGCGGACGAUUUGUUACUAAAAAUGGAGACAUAAAAGAUUCUCGAUUUCGAAUACAUAAACCAAGUCAAUGUCGUGGGAGGAACCAGAACGUGGUGCCAAAAUACCGGCGUCUCCUGCCUCCUGUAGCUCAUCUAGGAAAUAAUGUUGAACGCAGUAAAUCGUGCAAACAUCAUGUUUCAUUUGGUGGAACAUCAGAUGAUUCUGAUUUCAUACAACAUAUUGUUCCAUAUAUCGAUUUACAAGAAAUAGUUACUGAUCCACCUGAACCGAUUCGCGGAAUCGGUUGGUACUACAGAGGUUGUCCUGAAUCUGGGGGAUUUUUGGCUUUGAGAAUUUGGAAAUGAGAAUAAUUAAUCAACGAACAAUUUACAUUAAACGAAAAAUGUUGAUGUAAAAUAAAUUAAGUACCUGCUAAGGUUUCCAAGUCAAUGAAAUAUUGUCAGAUAUAAUUAGAAUAAUUUUUUCUGACUUCGAAACGCAGAUCUAAGAACUCGAUUUUUGAAAGUUAUACUGAUAUUAAUAGCAAGACAUUUUCAAAAGAGUAUUAACUUUUUACUGUUGGAAGUGACUAAGCAAAUAUAAUGUAAAUUAAUUGAAAGACACAGCAAUCAUGUUGUUUUAAGUUGUGUUUUAUAGACAAAAUCAAAGCUAUUCAUUUUCGGAGCAAUGGAAAAUUUUGAAAAAAUAAAAUAUAAUAUUAAAUGAAAAAUUAAUUCGACUAUUUUUUCAUGCUAUUUUUUAGAAAAAAAUUUGCGGAUAAAAACUUGUGUAUGUGUGUUUCUAACUUCUGUAUAGUUAUCUUAAAAAUUUUUUAUUUUUUUCAUAAUCGUGACUUAUUUUUAUGUCAAACGAACUAAACGC
Microplitis mediator is the source of this 3188-nucleotide messenger RNA. RefSeq lists its product as uncharacterized. The record is from RefSeq and is a predicted model, not a curated record. The transcript is spliced from 12 exons. The coding region runs from base 1547 to 2671 and encodes 374 amino acids. NCBI's taxonomy places the organism in Eukaryota, Metazoa, Arthropoda, Insecta, Hymenoptera, Braconidae.